AGGGAACACACCAAUGGUGUACUUUAAUAAUAUUGUAAAAGGCUGUGUUGCAAAUAUUGCUGCCAAACUUGAGAUUAUGGAGCCAUGCUGCAGUGUAAAGGACAUGGUAGGAUUCAGUAUGAUAAAUGAUGCUGAGGAGAAGGGACUUAUAUCUCCGGAAAAGAUUGUCUUGGUGGAACCCACAAGUGGUAAUACUGGUAUUGGACUAGCCUUUAUUGCUGCUUCAAAAGGCUACAAACUCAUCUUAACAAUGUCGGCAUCCAUGAGUCUUGAAAGAAAAGUUAUUUUGAAAGCUUUUGGUGCCGAUCUGGUUUUAAUGGAUCCAGCAAAGGGAAUGAUAGGUGUUGUUCAGAAAGCUGGAGCAAUAUUGAAUAACACACCUGGUGCCUAUAUGAUUCAACAGUUUGAUAAUCAUGUGAAUCCAAUGAAACAACUGGUCCAGAGAUUUGGGAAGACGCAAAAGGAAAGGUUGACAUACUUGUUGCAGGGAUUGGUACUGGUGGAACCAUUUCUGGUGCAGGGCGAUUUUUCAAACAGCAAAAUCCUAACAUUGAGAUCAUUGGUGUGGAGCCUGCACAAAUCAAAGUAUUAUCUGGUGGAAAGUCUGGCCCUCACAAAAAUCAAGGGAUUGGAGCAGGUUUUAUUCCAAAAACUUUAGAUCAAGAUGUUAUGGAUGAAGUUAUAGAGAUAUCAGAUGAUGAAGUUAUUGAAGUUGCAAAGCAAUUAGCACUUAGAGAAGGAUUGCUGGUGGCCUUUUCCUCUGGAGCAGCUGCGAUGAAGGUUGCUAAGAGACCUGAGAAUGCUGGAAAGCUCAUUGCGGUUGUUUUCCCUAGCUUUGGAGAGAGGUACCUGUCAUCUGUACUUUUUCAAUCAAUUCGGGAGGAAUGUGAAAAGCAGCAACCAGAGAUAUGAGCAAAGUGUACAAGCCUUUUUCAUCAUGCAGUAAUUUUCUG
This is a messenger RNA of Cuscuta europaea, 953 nucleotides long. The record is from the annotation of a GenBank genome assembly. Lineage: Eukaryota; Viridiplantae; Streptophyta; Magnoliopsida; Solanales; Convolvulaceae.